Messenger RNA from Penicillium maclennaniae, 1632 nucleotides. RefSeq names its product FAD-binding oxidoreductase. Gene Ontology annotation, molecular function: catalytic activity; FAD binding. The coding region runs from base 1 to 1632 and encodes 543 amino acids. The transcript is spliced from 2 exons. The record is from RefSeq and is a predicted model, not a curated record. Gene Ontology annotation, cellular component: mitochondrion. Lineage: Eukaryota; Fungi; Ascomycota; Eurotiomycetes; Eurotiales; Aspergillaceae.
AUGUCUAGUGCCAGAAAUCUAUCUGCCGCUUUGCGGCGGGCACGAGUGCCUCGCCCUCGCCUUCAUCUCCGACCCGCUCUUCCUUACACACCUCUGACGACCGCCGUGCGCAGCUUCAGCGUUAGCUCCACCGUCCGGGCUGACAAGCAGAUCAAGUACACGAGCGAUGCAUACCCCAAUGUCAAGCGCGAUCCCAAGUUCGCAGAGCUUACCGCUGAAGACGUCACGCAUUUCAAGGAGCUUCUGGGCUCCGAGUCAGCUGUUAUUGAUGGCGUGACCGCCGAUGCGACGGACGAUAUCGAGCCCUUCAACAGUGACUGGAUGCGCAAAUACCGUGGCCACACCAGAUUGGUCCUGAAGCCUGGAAGCACAGAGGAGGUUAGCCAGGUGCUGAAAUACUGUAAUGAGAAAAAGCUGGCUGUGGUGCCGCAGGGCGGUAACACUGGUCUGGUCGGUGGCUCCGUGCCCGUUUUCGAUGAGAUCGUCAUCAAUACCUCACGCAUGAACAAGAUCCGCUCGUUCGACGCGGCUUCAGGUGUGCUGGUUGCGGAUGCUGGAGUUAUUCUCGAGGUAGCGGAUCAGUAUCUCGCUGAGCGCGACCACUUGUUCCCUCUGGACUUGGGUGCCAAGGGAUCCUGCCACAUCGGAGGCAACGUCUCUACCAACGCCGGAGGAUUGCGCUUGCUGCGUUACGGCAGUUUGCACGGAACUGUGCUGGGUCUUGAAGCGGUCCUGCCGGACGGGACUAUUGUUGACUCUCUGUCCACUCUGCGGAAGAAUAACACUGGCUACGAUCUCAAGCAGCUCUUCAUUGGCUCCGAGGGUACCAUUGGCCUUGUUACUGCUGUCUCCAUUAUCUGCCCUUCUCGGCCCAAGGCUGUCAAUGUUGCUUACUUCGGAUUGGAGAGCUUCGAGCAGGUGCAACAGGCCUACCUUCAGGCCAAGGGCCAGCUAUCCGAGAUUCUGUCUGCCUUUGAGCUUAUGGACGGCCGCAGCCAGAGUCUGGUCAAGGAGUCUACUGGCAACAAGUAUCCUCUCGAGGGCGAAUACCCCUUCUACUGUCUGAUUGAGACCAGUGGCUCCAAUGCGGAGCACGAUAUGGAAAAGCUGGAGACUUUCCUUGAGAACGUCAUGGGCGAGGGUAUUGUUGCUGAUGGUGUCUUGGCUCAGGAUGAGACCCAGUUCCAGGCUCUGUGGCGCUGGCGUGAGGGCAUCACUGAGGCUCUGAGCCACCUGGGUGGUACGUACAAAUACGAUGUGUCGAUCCCCCUUUCCGAUUUGUAUCUGUUGGUCGAGGAUUGCAAGGCUCGUCUGACCGAGAUGGGCUUCGUUGGUGACGACGACUCUUUCCCUGUUCGUGCCGUUGUGGGAUAUGGCCACAUGGGUGACUCCAACCUGCAUUUGAACGUUUCCGUACGCCAGUACAACAAGGAGGUCGAGAAGGCUAUUGAGCCUUGGGUGUAUGAGUGGAUCCAGAAGCGCCAGGGCAGCAUCAGUGCCGAGCACGGCCUUGGAAUUGCCAAGCGGGAGUUCAUCGGCUACAGCCAGAACGAGACUAUGGUGAAGCUGAUGAAGCAAUUGAAGGCUCUCUACGAUCCGAACGGUAUCAUGAACCCGUACAAGUACAUCUAA